Molecule: messenger RNA, 1068 nt
Organism: Fomitiporia mediterranea MF3/22
Lineage: Eukaryota; Fungi; Basidiomycota; Agaricomycetes; Hymenochaetales; Hymenochaetaceae
Exons: 2
Coding region: 1-1068 (355 amino acids)
Source: RefSeq, a predicted model, not a curated record
AUGACAGGAUGGGAUUGUUCCGUUUGUUCGCGUACUUUUGUCUCUCAAGCUGCUCGUGCUGCCCAUAUUAACAACUCCUCUCGCCAUCCACGAUGUGUCCCUUGUAACCGUGGCUUUCUUGACGAAGCCAGCAAGUUGCAACACAUUCGCACCUCCAUGCUGCACCAUUACUGUCUGCCUUGUGAUCGUGAAUUCGUGUCCAGUCAGGCUCUUGACCAGCAUCGACAGAAUGCCACCGUGCAUCGCAAUACAUGGCAGGUCCGAGUCAGUCGCAGUGAUGAGUCCUCCGAUAACUCGGAUCCGGAUGUCGGUGUACACUAUAUCGGACACCCCGACGAAUUCGAUGGCGAGUGGGAAAGUGCCGCCGAUACUGCUUCUGUUGCUUCUGGAGAUAAUGUUGGCGACGCGGACCUUUCCUCUUAUCUGGCAGACCGUAUAGAACAAAUAGUUCUUGCUGAGCAAGAAAGCAACUCUUGGAAUCCAACCGAAUACCCACAUUUUCUUACCUCUGUACGGUUUGUAGGUGAUGACGGCGAGAGUGAAAGUGAGGGCGACGACGGAAGCUAUCUCGAACCCAACUCCGAGGAAGAUGACACCUAUUCCGAAGAAGACAGUGACGAGGAAGACGCGAACUCUGACCUCGAGCACUCCUCCGCCUCCUCCGAUUCAGAUUCCGACGACCCAUCGGAGACUCCAUUUGCGCUCGCCGCCGCCGCCCGCCGGAGGUCGCCUAUUCGCGGGCCCAUACCCACUUCGACCAAUGCAUCCGAGCCUAGAACAUCAUCUUCUUCACCUACAACUACCUCGUCUUGCUUUACCCUUUCUGACGCGCAAACCUCCGGCGGUCUAGGAGACGAGAAGCGGACGUUACCGUCAUUCAGCGGAUAUACUUGUCCGUUGUGUCUUGAGCAGGAUGGCGAACCUUCGUUGGAGUUAUCGAGUAUCAAAUGUGGGCAUGUGUUCUGCACGCCGUGUCUCACAAAGGCACUUAAAAAGAAGAGGCAGUGCCCUAUUUGUCGGUCGCAUGCAAAGACAGCGCACUUGCGCCGCAUCUACCUAAGUUUCUAA